Messenger RNA from Giardia duodenalis, 1140 nucleotides. RefSeq lists its product as uncharacterized. The record is from RefSeq and is a predicted model, not a curated record. Lineage: Eukaryota; Fornicata; Diplomonadida; Hexamitidae. The transcript has a single exon. The coding region runs from base 1 to 1140 and encodes 379 amino acids.
AUGGAGAUAGAUAUUGCCUCUCACAUCGCGUUGGUGGAGAAGAUAGGGAAGACCACGAUCUCUACCCCCAUCAAACGCAUCAUAUCCUACUCUAUCGUUAUUUUGAUGAGGGACUAUCGUCUAACCUCUGUUAAGCUUGUGGCUGUCAUCAAGGCUCUCAACCAAAAGGAGUACGUUAUUCUUCAGGCCGAGAGGGCAUUCUUUGUAACGCAAGACGGGCACUCGUGGUCACCGCUUCCCGUGCUAAAUACUGAGGAGUCGCUCAUACUCCACGCAAUAGGCUAUGGGAUAUUCUCACUCCAUCCGUUUACAGGAGAUCCCGCAGUUCAGUUAUAUAAUAACUUGACUGAGAACCAUCGCCUCUCUAAUUUAAUCUACUACGUGGAGUCCAUCUCUCCCUACCCGCAGAAUGCGCUCAAGCAGGCCCAGCGCUUUGCAGGGCUUUCCUCUGCCGAAGCAGAAGACUUCUCCAGCUAUGAGGUUGCGCCUAUAGACGACCACCAGCGACCAGACUUCAGCACAGUCAAUUAUGAUAUGCUGAACGCAUUACAGCAAGAGCAUAUGGAUGAUUGCCCGAUCUCCUUUGCGGAACUGCAAAAAUUCCAAUUUUCCUCUGCCAUUUUGAGUUCGAAAGAGGAGAACGGAGGCGUCACCAACUUUCACAAGCCCCUGCGAUCAGAGGACUGGACAAUAACAUCGGACCCGUACAGGCGCCUUACUACCCUAUCUCACAAGUACUGGACCGGCCUCCAUUCAUUCCUUUACUGGAAGUCUCGUGUGUACGGAUGGUUCUAUUCUCCUCCUCUUGGUGCAAACUCUGCCCUAUAUAGGUUGCCGGACUUCAUAUUUAUGCAUGUCAAGCCCGGAUUUAUUUCAAAGGAGGACCUGGAGGAGCAGAGAUCAAAAGCAGAACUCAAAGCAAAGUUCAAGGACGAAGAAGACCGAAUACUGGCAAGUCGUGCCAGCAAGAAGGCUGCCCGCAUAGAGGCACGUCGCAAUGCAGAAGAACAAAUCCGCCUAAGGCUUGAGCGCCGCGAGCAACGCAGACUCGAACGAGAGGCAGCCGAGGAGGCCGCACGUAAGGCAGCCGAAGAAGCCGAAGAGGCCGAAGAUGGUGAAGAAAAUGGUGAAGCGGAAUAA